AAAAAAAGGUCAUAUCUAGCUGUGGAAUAUUGUUCAUUAUAAACGUUCCGAAAGGACUUACGCUGUUGGUCAAUUCUUCUAAUGCCCUUACAGUCUUGCACUCAUAAUUACAUAGAAAAAUUGGACACGUUAGUUUGGCAGAAAAGCAUCGAGAAACAAACGGUUGAAUGUUUCAAAAAAAAAUCAUGGACUUCCUUUUCUUCAAAGUCUUUACUCAGCCCACUAGUUCACCCCUCUCUCCAAAAGCCUAAUUGAUAAGUUUCUUAUACCAAGUCUGGCCUUAAACACAUGGCAAUGGUUUCUUCGAGACUUGUCUUCCUCUUUUCCAUUUGCAUACUGAUUUCUCAAGCCUUUGCUCAGCAGCGAUACUUCCUAUACUAUAAUUGUUCAGACAAUGGUAACUACACAAGCAACAGUACCUACAAAGCAAACCUCAAUCGAGUCCUCUACUCCCUCUCUUCCAACACUGAAAUUGACUAUGGGUUCUACAAUUUUUCUUAUGGCAAAAGCCCUGACCAAGUUUAUUCAAUUGGACUUUGUAGAGGAGAUGUCAACCCAGAUAUUUGCCUUAGUUGCCUCAAGAACGCUACAAAUCUUCUCACUCUGCUUUGUCCCACUCAGAAGGAAGCAAUAGGAGGGUUUGACUAUUGCCUGUUACGCUACUCAUUCCGUGACAUAUUUGGCAUCAUGGUAGGUAGCCCUGCUUUCGUUAUGAGGAACGUGGAUAACGUAUCAUCCAAUUAUGAACAGUUCCGUCAGGACCUGACGACCUUGUUGGGUAGCCAAAUUAGUCAAGCUGCAGCAGGUGGUUCUCUUCGUAAGUUUGCAGUGGGAAAUACAACAGCACCAGACUCCCAAACACUAUAUUCACUUGCGCAAUGCACACCUGAUUUGUCUGUGCAAGAUUGCAGAGAUUGCUUGAAUCGCACAGCUACGGAGCUUUUACCAAACUGUUGUGAUGGGAGGCAAGGUGGGAGAGUUGUCAGACCCAGCUGUAAUUUAAGGUAUGAGAUCUAUCUCUUCUAUAAUGCCACAGCUGAUAAGGCAUCAUCACCAUCACUGUCUCCACCACCGCCUCCAGUACCAUCAGUAUCUCCUCCGGCAUCAAACAACACCCCUGCUGCAAAAGGAAAGGAGAGUAACAAAUCUCGAAUAGUCAUCAUUGUUGUACCCAUUAUUUCUUUUGUGGUACUAAUUAUAAUCUCUUUCUGCAUCUUCUUAAGAGUCAGGAAACCAAGGGAGAAACCACAAAGUGAAUCUGUGGAUGAGAUUAGAAGUGUGGAAUCUUUGCAAUUAGGCUUUGGCACUAUUAAAGUUGCAACAGAUGACUUUUCUGAUGCAAAUAAGCUUGGACAAGGUGGAUUUGGUGUUGUUUACAAGGGAAAACUCUCUGACGGACAAGUUAUUGCUGUGAAAAGGCUUUCAAAAAAUUUGGGACAAGGAGAUCUUGAAUUUAAGAAUGAAGUUUUGUUAGUUGCCAAGCUUCAACAUCGAAAUUUAGUUAGACUCCUAGGAUUUUGCUUGGAAGGAAUAGAAAGGCUUUUAAUUUACGAGUUUAUGCCCAAUGGAAGUCUUGACCACUUCAUUUUUGAUCCAAUCAAGCGUGCAAAAUUGGAUUGGGCAAGACGCUACAAAAUAAUAGGAGACAUUGCUCGAGGUCUUCUCUACCUUCAUGAAGAUUCUCGACUUCGUAUUAUUCAUCGGGAUCUCAAAGCAAGCAAUAUCCUAUUAGAUUCUGAAAUGAAUCCAAAAAUUUCAGAUUUUGGUAUGGCAAGAUUGUUUGAACUUGAUCAAAGCGCAGACAAUACAAGUAGAAUUGUGGGGACCUAUGGAUAUAUGGCUCCAGAGUAUGCAAUGCAUGGACAAUUCUCAGUAAAGUCUGAUGUCUUUAGUUUUGGUGUGCUAGUGUUAGAGAUAAUAAGUGGAAAAAAGAAUAGCUCCUUCCGAAAUGGAGAGAAUAUGGAGGACCUUCUAAGCUAUGCAUGGAAAAAUUGGAAACAAGGUAUAAUUUCAAAUCUUGUAGAUCCCACAUUGAAGGCAGGUUCGACAACUGAAAUAAUGAGAUGUAUUCACAUUGGAUUGCUAUGUGUUCAAGACAAUGUAGCUGUUAGACCAACUAUAGCAUCCGUUGUUCUCAUGCUUAAUAGCUACUCUAUUACUCUACCAAUACCAUUAGAACCAGCAUUUUUUAUGAAUAGUGGUAUUGAAUCAAACAUUCACUUGCAAGGGGAGAAUGAUUCAAGGGUAAUGGAGUCAAAUCAAUCUAAAGGUAGCUCUGUCCAAGCUUCAAUAAAUGAGGCGUCAAUCACUGAGCUGUCUCCUCGCUAGUGUUAAAUGAAUUUGAAAUUUAAUACUACUAUUUUCCUUAUUUGUUUUUUCAAUUGAAGAAUGCACAAUAUAUGAGUUAUUAAUACAUUAACAACUUAGCAUUCUUUUCAAUUUUCAAAA
Quercus lobata is the source of this 2448-nucleotide messenger RNA. RefSeq names its product putative receptor-like protein kinase At4g00960. The transcript has 7 exons. Gene Ontology annotation, molecular function: protein serine/threonine kinase activity; ATP binding. The coding region runs from base 289 to 2328 and encodes 679 amino acids. Gene Ontology annotation, cellular component: plasma membrane. The record is from RefSeq and is a predicted model, not a curated record. NCBI's taxonomy places the organism in Eukaryota, Viridiplantae, Streptophyta, Magnoliopsida, Fagales, Fagaceae. Gene Ontology annotation, biological process: protein phosphorylation.